UGGUUACUGUUCAGAAAUCGCCUGAAGAGCACACAGCCGUGCCUCAGCGAGAUUCUACUGCAAAUAUCGACCAGAAAAGGGGGUUUCCUGUUCGCACCCGUGUUCACUCCACCUUUCAAUAGAAACCGACAGUGAUUUGUAACCGAGGGCGAGGUGACUGUUGCGAUUUUUUUUAAAAAUGGUGCAAUUUAUCGGAGUUGUGCGCUGAGACGGGAUAAAGCAUCGCGUUUCUCUCCAAUGCAUGGAGGUAAUAUUUACAAAUGUACGUGAGGUGUCGUACUAUCCAGAAUACCUGCAAUCUGUUGAAGAAUAGAUUCCCCUGUAAUAAUGGAUGAAGUUGGAUUGAUUUUGUGUGUAAACCGGGAUUAGAUAUAUCCAUCCUGUCCAACAAUCUGUACCGGGUAGUAAUCGUGACUGGAGCAGGUUAGCAAGUGUCUCGCUAACGAGGACGUACCGCAUCUGCUCGGUUUUGCAUGUUAAGGAUGUAUUGUUGCACAUAGCAGUUUCCACCUACACUACCUAACCAAAUCACCGCGUUUCCCAACUCGCUUAUUAUCAUCUGCUCCUUUAUAGUUUAUGGAUUCAAGACAUCGGCAAGUCUUCCUGGGAAUAUUUAGCACACAAACAUUUCAUGGAGACUUACAGAAAGUGUUGGCAGUAUAUUUAGGAGGAAAUCCAGGAUCGCUGCUGAACGCCGAUGCUUCAACUCACUUUAAUGAUUUAUGUCAUCUCGCAAUGUCUAAGCUGAGUGAACAUAUGUUGUUAAAUAUUCAGUGAUCCUUCACAAUCAGACGCCAAGCCUGCUCCAUGAGACAGACAUUUAUCAACAAGCCUUUCGAGUUUACUAACCCCAGGAAGUAAGGGCAGAAUCUGUAAUUGGAAAUGGCUCUCUGCCCUUGGAACUGAUUUUACUUUAAUGGAUAUAAUUCCUAAAUGAACAUUUCUGGGACAGAAUCUACAACAAGACAGACUGGAGGGAGUGCACACCGUAAAUCCUAGGUGCGUGGUUUGUGGAUCCCCGCAUGAUUUUGUUUUCUUGAUGCUCAGACAGAUUGAGAUGGUUAACAAGGCAGGGAGUAAUGUUGCACUGAGCUGACCGAGAGUCGAGCUGUUUUAGCGGCACGGCAGAUCCCUUCCAACGGCGCAGUCUGGCAUCUCCUCAAAUCUCUUCAGAUUAAGAAGGAUCAAUGAAUGAAUGACGUCUCCAAUCGAAAUGACAAUGACACUGGCGGGUAUUUAGGUGGAGAGGAGCCUCCAGUCAUCCUGAAGCAGACUUGGCGGUGCUGCUAGAGGAGAGAGGGAGAGAGAGAGAGAGAGAGCAACAGGAGACUGAGGGGAACUGCACAGUGGGAGACAGCACCCCGGCGUGUGGUUCAGGGGCUUGGUGCCGGCAUGGACUUGAGGAAUUGAUCAUGAGAAGAGAACGUUCUGGGGUUGGUCACUUCACCUCUCCUGGAGAAAUGGACAGUGAAUCAUUAACUUCCAGUUUCCAACCGACCGGGGGUGCACUCCAUGAGGGAAUGACUCUGGAGCAGAAAACCACUUUCGCCUUUGUUAUCUUCCUCUUUAUCUUCUUGGGAAUCCUCAUCGUAAGGUGUUUCAGGAUCCUGCUGGAUCCCUACAGGAGCAUGCCCACGUCCACCUGGGCUGAUGGGCUGGACGGUUUGGAGAAGGGCCAGUUUGAUUAUGUGUUAGCAUGAAUCUCAAUAGGCAGAAUGCCUCGGGAAAUUCCCCCAAAUCCCCAUGGCCAUGAUUAUCUGAGAAACCCCAGACUAUUCAGGUUCGAUAGA
Molecule: messenger RNA, 1790 nt
Organism: Chiloscyllium plagiosum (whitespotted bambooshark)
Lineage: Eukaryota; Metazoa; Chordata; Chondrichthyes; Orectolobiformes; Hemiscylliidae
Gene: ctxn3
Product: cortexin 3
Source: RefSeq, a predicted model, not a curated record